This is a messenger RNA of Toxoplasma gondii ME49, 1972 nucleotides long. RefSeq lists its product as hypothetical. Bases 430 to 1887 code for a protein of 485 amino acids. The record is from RefSeq and is a predicted model, not a curated record. The transcript is spliced from 3 exons. Lineage: Eukaryota; Apicomplexa; Conoidasida; Eucoccidiorida; Sarcocystidae.
CUCGACUUUUCUCCGUGUCCUUUUCGUUUUCUUUCAUUUGUUUAAUUUUUCUCCACUGCUCACAGGCUGGAUGUACACCUCGCAGCCCGAGUCUCUCUCGCGCGGCGGCGGUUCUGCCAUGCACAAAGAACCAUUUUUCUGCUUUCUUCUAGUGUUUUGUCCUUCUCUUCCUUUCCCUCCACUUUUUUCUUUCCUUUCUGCGGUUCGUCUUUCUCUUUUUUCCUCUUUGUCCCUCUUUGCCUUCGCUUCUUUCCCCUCGACCUUCUCUCCGUCUUCUCCUUGUCCUCUCGUUUUCCUGGAGAAUGACCGCGAGAAAAGGCGACUUGGGGGCUCUGUGCGCCUGUGGUCUGUCAGAUCUCGUUCCCCGGCUUUUCUCUUUUCCACAUCUUCAGUUUCUUUUCCUCUCCAGGAUUACAGUCCUCCUCCGCAAUGCCUCCGAUGAUUUCCUCCGAGAAAAAACGGGGGGACUGCUGGCCGACUGAAGACACGCAGUUUCCUCGGCGCCAUGACGCCUCGGACUCCCGCUUCUCUCCUCACUCUCCUCCCUUGACUUCUUGUUCUCUUUCCUCUCCCCGUCGUCCUCCUUCUUCAUCUUCUCACUUACUUUCCUCACCCUCCCCGUCCGGUCUUCCUUCAUCUCCUCGUUAUCUUCUUCCCUCUUCUUCGUCUUCUUUGUCCUCUUCUUCGUCUUCUUUGUCCUCUUCUUCCUCUUCUUCUUCUUUUUCUCCGUCCUCUUCGUCCACUACCUUGUCUGCCGCGCCGUUCGUUCCACCCUCUUUGCCCGAUUCUUUCUGCUUCAGUCCGGUUCCGCUGCCUCUGUCCGACAAGCCUGUACCUGAGCAUCUUUCGGAGGCGAUUCGCCCCUCUGCGUAUAUGACGAACAUCUGGACGUCGACGAGGAUCUCCAGGAGCUUCUCUGCCCAGGACUUCUUCCUCAUCUCGCGCUCGCUGCCGAAUGCGGAGUACUCUGGCGGCGCCUUGCAGCCACUCGUCCUCAGACUGAAAGGUCCUUCCUGCACCGCCGUGCUGGGGGUCAACGGCCGGCUCUCCGUCAUGGGCGGCCUCACCUUCGAACAAGCCAGCUGGCAGGCCUACAGAGUCGCCUAUAAGCUCAGGUUCCGACUGAACUGGAGGUUCAGGGAACGAGGUGGAGACUCGCAGCAUCUGUCACAGCAAGAAGAGAAACGGCGCCUGCUUGUGGGAGACCACCCGUCCGCCGCCAGUCCCUCUUCUUCUCUCUGUUCGCCCUCCGCUGCGCGAGAGGUGGAGUACGUGCACAAUCCCCAGAUUCGCUUCCUUCCAGAGGAGAUGAAGAUUCAGCAGAUGGUAUGUCGCCUGAACAUGGGAGGCGACUUUCGGCCUGAGCUGGAGCAAGUCGAGGCGCACCCUGCGCUUCGAGGAUGCGUCGUCGGAAUCAAAGACUGGCUCACCAUUCGUGUGCCUCUCCCGCCGUCUGUCGCCGAAGGAAGCGAACGGAACGCAGAGACGGAGGCGCCGGCGCCGCGCGUCUCGCGCGAACAUGCGCCGGAAGGAAAAAGAGACAACGCCCAGAGCUCGCGCUUCGUCUGGAGAGACACCUGCGCCUGGUCCCCAGAUGCCAGCGACGCAGAAGCCGACAUCGCUGGUGAGCUUUUUGCAGGGCUCGAGGGUGGGGAAGAUUCUUCUUCUCCCGCUUCCGCGCGGAGAAGAGACGGACUGUCCGGGAAGAGAAGAAAGCGAGAAAGAAACUCAUCCCGCGAGGAAGAGAGACACGCGCCGUUGAAACCAAAAAAAGGCGCCACCUGCAUCGUAUACAGGAGCGGGAGAGUGCUCGUUCUGGGCUGUACAUCCACCGAAGAAAUCGACUACGCCGUCAGUUUCGUCUGGCCUGCCCUCGUCGGCCUCUGACAAAAUCCAUCUCUCCAUCUUUACACACUCCCUAGACCUUUUAUCUCCGGGACUCUCUCGUGUCGCGGAUGCAUACACUCACAAC